Messenger RNA from Protobothrops mucrosquamatus (brown spotted pit viper), 1736 nucleotides. It is a transcript of the gene ACAA2, whose product is annotated as acetyl-CoA acyltransferase 2. Gene Ontology annotation, molecular function: acetyl-CoA C-acetyltransferase activity. The transcript is spliced from 10 exons. Gene Ontology annotation, biological process: fatty acid beta-oxidation. The coding region runs from base 44 to 1237 and encodes 397 amino acids. The record is from RefSeq and is a predicted model, not a curated record. NCBI's taxonomy places the organism in Eukaryota, Metazoa, Chordata, Lepidosauria, Squamata, Viperidae.
GGAGCGGGUCGGAGAGAGAGAGGCAGCCCGUGUCGCCGCAGCCAUGGCUCUGCUCCGAGGAAUAUUCGUCGUCUCUGCCAAGAGGACUCCCUUUGGGGCUUACGGCGGCCUGCUCAAGGAUUUCACGGCAACGGACCUCGCAGAGAUUGCGGCUCGGUCAGCCUUGUCUGCUGGCAAAGUAUCUCCAGAAAUCAUUGACAGCGUGAUUGUGGGCAACGUCAUGCAGAGUUCUACAGAUGCUGCUUACCUGGCGCGACAUGUUGGUUUACGUGUGGGAGUGCCAGUCCCAGCUCCUGCCCUGACCAUCAACAGAUUGUGUGGAUCCGGCUUCCAGUCUAUCGUCAACGGUUGCCAGGAAAUUAGCCUUAAAGACUCUGAGGUGGUGCUGUGUGGUGGAACAGAAAGUAUGAGCCAGACACCUUUUGCCGUUCGAAAUAUACGUUUUGGAAUAAAACUGGGAGUUGAUCCCAAGCUGGAAGACGUGUUGUGGGCGGGCCUAACCGAUGCCCAUAUCCAGACUCCUAUGGGCGUCACCGCUGAAAAUCUUGCUGCAAAAUACAACAUUACAAGGGAAGAGUGUGACCGCUACGCCUUCAAGACCCAACAGAGGUGGAAAGCUGCUCACGAAGCAGGUUAUUUUAAAGCUGAGAUGGCCCCCGUUGAAGUGAAAGUUAAGAAAAGCAAACAGAUGCUGGACCACGAUGAACACCCCCGGCCAGAAACCACGAUGGAGCAACUGGGGAAACUGCCUACGGUCUUCAAGAAGGACGGCACCGUCACCGCCGGAAACGCCUCGGGCGUGAGCGAUGGGGCAGGAGCUGUGAUCUUAGCAAGUGAAGAUGCCGUAAAAAAGCACAACCUCUCUCCCUUGGCUAGAAUUGUUAGUUACCAUGUAACUGGAUGCGACCCUAACAUCAUGGGCAUUGGUCCCGUGUCCGCUGUUACGGAAGCCCUCAAGAAAGCUGGCCUUUCUUUGAAAGACAUGGAUUUGGUUGAGGUCAAUGAAGCCUUUGCCCCGCAGUACUUAUCUGUGGAAAAAGUUCUGGGUCUGGACCCCAAGAAGACCAACGUCAACGGCGGGGCCAUCGCUUUGGGUCACCCUCUCGGAGCUUCGGGCUCCAGAAUCACCAGUCAUCUGGUUCAUGAACUGAGGCGCCGUAAAGGUAAAUACGCCGUGGGUUCUGCCUGCAUUGGAGGUGGCCAAGGCAUAGCGGUCAUCGUCCAGAAUACUGCCUGAAGGACGAGCUGGAGGCUGCGGGAAUUUAACACUGCAUUCUUUGCUAACUGUUACACAACCAACUGAAGAAAUGAAAGAGAGAGAGUUACAAUUCUACUUUUGUGCCUGGUCUGCUAAUAAUCAUCUAGUCUAAAGGGAAGCACUUGGCUAAAAUCUGUUUUUUUAGAGAAAGUAACAAACAAACCUUCAAUUUGAUGGUGUGGAUUUGUCCAUUCUUUUUAUUGAUCCAUUACACCUCCUGCUGAAUUCAAUUUUGAUUUUUCUAAUAAAAUAUGUUACUGGAGAAAUAUUUAGCAGUCAACAAUUAGAGCCAAAAUGAACCUACAGUUUGAUGUUUUAUCUGUGUGGCUUCCCAGCCUUUCAAAUCAUCCCAUUAGUUUUUGUCUUCAAUUCAUGUAAUUUGACGGAAUUUAGCACUGGCGUGAAUGACACUUCGGGGGUCUGAUUUUUGCUUGAAAAACUCUACUGUUAACCAUAGGAAUAAAGUCUGACAAAAUAA